This is a messenger RNA of Mytilinidion resinicola, 348 nucleotides long. RefSeq lists its product as uncharacterized. The record is from RefSeq and is a predicted model, not a curated record. Lineage: Eukaryota; Fungi; Ascomycota; Dothideomycetes; Mytilinidiales; Mytilinidiaceae. The transcript is spliced from 3 exons. Bases 1 to 348 code for a protein of 115 amino acids.
AUGGAUUUCGUCAACAAGUUUACCGGUGGCGACAACCAGAACGAGGGUCAGGGCCAGCAGCAUCAGGGCGGCCAGCAGCAACAAGGCGGCGAGCAGAAGCAGGGAGGCGGUUUCCUCGGCGGCAUUGGCGACAAGCUCAACAGCGCAGCCGGCGGCGGAAGGGAGAGCGAGAAGAACGAGGACUACUUGGACAAGGGUGUCGAUUUCGUCCAAGAGAAGUUUCUCGGAGCCGGCGACCAGAGCAACGAGUCGGCCAUCGAGCAGGCCAAGGACGAGCAGAUCUCCGACUUCAUUCGCAAGCAGUACAAGAACACCACCGGCAGCGAUUUCCCCAUCGCAGACAAGUAG